UAUAUUCCGGGCUUCCUGGAACAUGUGCUUCACUCUGGCUGAGGUUGGAAACUGUGUUGGGUCAUCGCUGAGGCACACUUCUCCAGACGUGCUCGGAGACGCUCUGAGGAGUUCACUUUCUCACUGACAGGUGGAGGAGCGUGCCAGAAUGGACUUCAGGGUGAGCUUGCUGCUUCUGUCUCUAGCUGCGGUCAUGGUGUCUGGCCAGAGGAGACGCCCUGUUAAAGAGGAAUGGAAUUAUCGUGAAGGCUCGGAGAAAGUGAACAUGCGAGGCGUGGCCAACCUGACUCAAGUUCUGGAUGACUGGAGGUUUGAUAUCCUGAACAGAAUCAAGGGUCUUCUACAGAAUGACCACCAGACCCUGUUGCCGGACUACUCCAGGAUCCAGCCUCUCUCAGAGGCCUUGGAUGACCUGUACAAGGAGUUCAAUGCUCUGAAGGCUCACCUUGGCGACCUGACGGAGAAGUUUGGGCCCAUUGAGACUUUCAUUGACGAGCUGAAGGCGGAAAAGGCCGCCAGAGGUACAACCGGAGCUACAACUGGUGAAGCGCCCGGAGCUGCGGGUUUCCCCCCAUUUCGGAGGAGAAUCAUCAAGAAGAAAACUCCAAUCUCGUGAAAGCGAGGAGCUUUCUGAGAAAUCCCAGAUAGAGCUGGCACUCUCUCCGAAGCCGUAGACAGCAAAUCACCUUGAUAUACGUUUGUAUGAUGCUUUAUUUUCCGUAGAGCUUCUCAGUCUUUUUAGCAUCUUGUUACUGCAUGUUGCUGGGAAACUGGUGAUAUACAAUAUGCUGACCGAGGUAAAAUUGCCCCCGCUCCCCCACACCCCACACCACACACCCCCCUACCCCACACCCCCACCCCUUUUUGUUUUUUUGUGGUUUUGCUGUAAGCAAAAGCCCCAGUUGGGGAGUGUAGAAGUCUACAAUAAGAGCAUGCAUGGAGUAGCUGGUAGGCUAUGUAGUAGGUUAUGAUAGCACAGUGUAUACAUCAUCUCAGAUUAUGCUAUAUAUGUAUAUAUAUCUUUAUAUGUGUACGAGUUAUCACCAUCUACAAUUAUAUACUUUGAUAUCAUAAAUAUUGUCACUGUCAAAUCAAAAUCUCACCUUCGAUUUGUAGUUUUUGGCACCAUCUGAAAACAGCAGCUGCCCUUUACAUUGAACAUUUCAUGAAAAGGACCAAUAGAAAAGGUCCAAAAUAGAAUCUGGUUAAACAUUAAAGGGUCCAUAUUAUGGAAAACCAAAUCUCACUUUCUGAAAUAAAUUUGAUCUAGAAUAUAAACAUUGUAAACGUUUUAAAAGUGCUCUGCUCACUCCCCAGUCCAUACAGUCCAUAUAUGGAAACUAGGCUGCAAAAAACAGCCUGUUUUGAAACCAUUGUUUUUGUGAUGUCACAACAAACCAGUGCAUUUCAUCUGUCCGCCUGAAGUUACAAUCUAUCACAUUGAAGUUAUAAGGAGUGUUUCAGCCUUGGCUGCUUAUUGAGGCACACUACAGAUCAACCAUUCGGAACAGAGCUCAUUUACAUAUGUCAAUCUUAAAGGCACAAUUAUGAAAACAGCCUGUUUAAUUCUAAGGAAUAAAGUGAGCUUGGAAAAUGGUCAGGGGAAAAAAUAAACGAUGACACAAAACAACACAGAUUUCAUAAAAAAGGUGAAUGUGGGCCCUUUAAUGAGGUUUUGUCUUGACAGUGACAACAUGCAAAACGCAGUAAAUCCAAUUUAGAUGACACGAAAACAAGCAUUGCAAACAAGGUAUAUGGAAAAAUCCUAAGUGACUCAUAACGACCAAUGACAUGCCUGUUCUAACACGCACGGCACGUUUCUGAUAUAUGAGCUAAUUAUUUUAUUAGAAACAUCACUUUUACACCUGUCUAGAGAGCAUGGUAAUGUGGUGCUUAAUGUCUUCUGGCUCAUAAUUGCAGUCUUGCAUAAGCUACAAAUAAAGUGUCAUUUGCAUAUAUUA
Messenger RNA from Colossoma macropomum (tambaqui), 1961 nucleotides. RefSeq lists its product as uncharacterized. The coding region runs from base 149 to 616 and encodes 155 amino acids. The transcript is spliced from 4 exons. The record is from RefSeq and is a predicted model, not a curated record. Lineage: Eukaryota; Metazoa; Chordata; Actinopteri; Characiformes; Serrasalmidae.